CUCAGUGAGCAAGGGCCCCGAUCUUUGGGAGUCGCACCUACCGAUAGUAGCCCGCAAGCGCGUUCCAUGGAAGGUCGUGGCAGGCAUCGGGGGCCUUGAGAUGGCCAACUGGCUUCUCCUUAGACCACUGAAGUUUCUUCGUCCGAUUUUGGACUCGGAGCCCUUCGUUGGCUGUGAGUCGCUGGCCAACAGUAUUAUUGUGGAUGACGUCAGCGAGGCUAUGGGCGAUUUAUCUCUAUUGAAGGCAGAUAUGCAAGCAUUUGGGCGUCAAAUGGAAGGUGAACAGGAGGAGAACGAAUGUCAAAAGUCCUCAAUUGUUGUGAAGUCGCCUGCCCAGAAUUGUGUGCGACAUUUGCCGAAGAAGGGACUAUCUAUUGGAGUUAACGACCUUAUGUUUCUCGUAGGCGUGUAUCCCGAUAUGAAGGCAAUGACCGAUUUGGAGAAAUUCGAAUUUCGCUUAGGAGUUUGCCGUAUCCUUCAUCAGUUGCAGCUCGAGGAGAGCUCCACAGAAUAUUUCACAUCCAGUGUCAGCGUAGAGGCCUCCCAGUCCGUGGAUGAUUCUGGUAUUCAUUUAGAUAACGACUCUUCCAGCGAAUAACUAACUGGAAUUGUGGUUUCAGAAUACACCCAUACACUCCCUACCCAAGCACUCGAAAUGAGCAGCAAACAAACCUCAAACACUUUAUGCAGCUUUCUGAAAACACACACCCUGAAAUGUAUUUUUUUCAGUACCCAUCAUAAAUGGGGUCGGCUGCGAUGCCUA
Messenger RNA from Scaptodrosophila lebanonensis, 763 nucleotides. RefSeq lists its product as uncharacterized. The transcript is spliced from 2 exons. NCBI's taxonomy places the organism in Eukaryota, Metazoa, Arthropoda, Insecta, Diptera, Drosophilidae. Bases 101 to 598 code for a protein of 165 amino acids. The record is from RefSeq and is a predicted model, not a curated record. Gene Ontology annotation, molecular function: DNA binding.